GGCAGCAUCAUAACAUCAGCGCGUGUUGGAUCUGUCACUGAACAGCACAGAAUUAUAUUUAGAUAAGAAUGAAAUAAAGAAAGGUGAUUAAAAGUAAAAAUGCCGGCGAGAAACACAGUAACUAGUGGACUGAACAGCAGUCAAGUGAGAUACUCCAGACUAUCAAGUGAUGAUGAUGGAUACAUCGACCUACAGUUCAAGAGGAGCCCACCCAAGGUCCCGUACAAGGCCAUCACUCUGGCUGCUGUUCUGUUUUUCAUCGGCACAGUUCUGAUCACCAUCGGAUCUCUCCUCUUAGCGGGAUACUUCGAGGUUCAAGAUCACCGUGAACGCACUAUACCAGUUCUCAUUAUUGGAAUUCUCGUCUUCAUUCCUGGAUUCUACCAUCUGCGCAUUGCUUACUAUGCAUAUAAGGGCUACAAAGGCUACUCCUAUGAUGACAUCCCAGACUUUGAUGACUGAUUUCUAAUGGCUGAAAAACCCAAAACAUCAUAACCGUCUGAGGAAGAUUUUAUAUACACUGAUCAGCCAUAACAUUAAAACCACCUCCUUGUGGCAGGGACAGUGAGGUGUUUAAAAACUCCAUCGGCGCUGCUGUGUCUUAUCCACUCAUACCAGCACAACACACACUAACACACCACCACCACUGCAGUGCUGAGAAUGACCCACCACCCAAAUAAUACCUACUCUGUAGUGGUCCUGUGGGGGUCCUGACCAUUGAAGAACAGCAUGAAAGGGGUCUAACAAAGCAUGCAGAGAAACAGAUGGACUACAGUCAGUAAUUGUAGAACUACAAAGUGCUUCUAUAUGGUAAGUGGAGCUGAUAAAAUGGACAGUGUGUGUAGAAACAAGGAGGUAAUUUUAAUGUUGUGGCUGAUCAGUGUAUGCUGCUUUAGAACAGGAUCCUAUUUUGAUUUGUAUACAGUGAUAUAAGGUAGAAAAGUGCUUCUUAAGACCGGCCAUGUGAGCCUGAACGUUCACUAUCAGGAUUUAUAUUUCAUUCCAGUAAUGCAAACGAUGUGUAGAGCAUUUAUGAUACUGGACUGGAAUGUAAUAGUAAUUUUACAUGCUAAUUAAAACUGAUCCAAAGGCAA
Trichomycterus rosablanca is the source of this 1094-nucleotide messenger RNA. It is a transcript of the gene tmem230b, whose product is annotated as transmembrane protein 230b. The transcript is spliced from 4 exons. The record is from RefSeq and is a predicted model, not a curated record. Gene Ontology annotation, cellular component: endomembrane system; synaptic vesicle. The coding region runs from base 100 to 462 and encodes 120 amino acids. Gene Ontology annotation, biological process: synaptic vesicle transport. NCBI's taxonomy places the organism in Eukaryota, Metazoa, Chordata, Actinopteri, Siluriformes, Trichomycteridae.